Monoraphidium neglectum is the source of this 1593-nucleotide messenger RNA. RefSeq names its product cytochrome P450. The record is from RefSeq and is a predicted model, not a curated record. Bases 1 to 1593 code for a protein of 530 amino acids. The transcript has 8 exons. Gene Ontology annotation, molecular function: monooxygenase activity; oxidoreductase activity, acting on paired donors, with incorporation or reduction of molecular oxygen; heme binding. NCBI's taxonomy places the organism in Eukaryota, Viridiplantae, Chlorophyta, Chlorophyceae, Sphaeropleales, Selenastraceae.
AUGUUUGCCGUGGCUUUAGGCGCGCUCGGCACGCUGCUCCUUUCGGCCGCCCUUUGGGCGUUUGGCGGCGCAGCGCUCGCUGCAUGGCGAAUGCGGAGCAUCCCGUCCCCCAAGGCGCCAAGCCUUGUGACCGGCCACCUGCCCGCCAUCCUCAGCGACCGCGCCCCCAUCAUCCUUGCCGAAUGGGCGGCAGCCCUGGGGCCCCUGGUGCGGCUGCGUCUGCUGGGCACCCCCAUGGUGCUGCUGGCCGACCCUUCAGAGGCCGGCAAGGUGCUGCGCCGCGGGCCAUCCUACAUCCCCAAGGCGCGCCAGCUGUACGCAGCCCUGGAGGUGGGCGUGCACCCCCAGACCCCCAACAUGCUGACGCUAGACGACGGCGCCACCUGGAAAGCGGUGCGGACGGCGGUCGCGCCGGCGUUCAGCGGCGCCAGCCUCAAGCAGGUGUUCCCGUUUACGGUGGACGCUACGCGCCGUACAGCCUCACGCAUCACGGCCGCAGGCCCUGGGGGUGAAGUAGACGUGGCUGACAUGGCGAAGAAGGUGACGAGUGACGUCAUGGGCAGCCUGCUGUUUGGGGAGGACCUGCAGGGCGUCGACGGCAAGCCCAGCGAGUACAUGGAUAUCUUCAACGAGGUGCUGGAGGCGGUGCACCAGCGCUUUACAAACCCCCUGAGGCCCAUCAUGGCGCUGUGGGACAGCCAGGCGCGUGCUGAAGCGCGCGUUCUGCGGGAGCACGACCGGCAGCUGGGUAUCAAGGUGGCGGCUGUCCGCAAGUGCCCCCCGCCAGAGUACACCAUCACUGGUCACCUGCUGAAUGUGGUGGACCCCGCCACGGGUCAGAAGCUCAACGACAACCAGCUCAAGGCAGAAAUUGGUGUCGUCUUUGGAGCGGGCUUUGAGACCACCAGCCACGCCAUCAGCUGGACCCUGGCCGCCCUGGCCGCCUACCCGGACUGCCAGGAGCGCCUCGCACGCGAGCUGGCCGCCGCGGGGCUGGCCCCCACCCCCGAGCACCCUGUGCCGCGCGACUUUGAGUGGAGCGACAUGGCGCGCCUGCCCUACCUGGGGGCGGUCGUCAAGGAGACGCUGCGCCUGUUCUCACCCGCAUCCCUCGGCACCACGCGCCUCACAGACCGCCCCGUCGAGCUGUGCGGCCACGUCGUCCCCGUGGGUGUGAUGGUGAUGGUGUCGCCUUACGCCAUAGCCAACCAGGCGAGGCUCUACGGCGAUGACGUCACACAGUACCGCCCAGAGCGCUGGCUGGCCAGGUCGGAGGGCGGCGCAGAGUACCUUCAGGGGGAGGCCAUGGCCGGCAACGGCGGCUGCGGCGAGCAGCAGCAGCCCCAGCAGCAGCAGGGCGUCGUGCCGGAUGCGAUACCAUUCAGCGUUGGGCCGCGCGACUGCGUUGGCCGGGCCCUUGCUGAUUUGGAGCUGCAGGUGGUGGUGUCGAUGCUGGUGGGGCGCUUCAGGUGGGAGGGGGACGCGACCGAUGCGGACGACCUCAAGCGGCGCGCCUGCUACCACGUCACACUGCAGCCCAGGGGCGGCAGCAUGAUGCUGCGGGCCACGCCCCGCGAGGCAGUGGCCGCGUGA